Morone saxatilis (striped sea-bass) is the source of this 5901-nucleotide messenger RNA. It is a transcript of the gene mapkapk5, whose product is annotated as MAPK activated protein kinase 5. Bases 923 to 2338 code for a protein of 471 amino acids. Gene Ontology annotation, cellular component: nucleus; cytoplasm. Gene Ontology annotation, biological process: peptidyl-serine phosphorylation; protein autophosphorylation; Ras protein signal transduction. The transcript is spliced from 14 exons. The record is from RefSeq and is a predicted model, not a curated record. Gene Ontology annotation, molecular function: calmodulin binding; calcium/calmodulin-dependent protein kinase activity; calcium-dependent protein serine/threonine kinase activity. Lineage: Eukaryota; Metazoa; Chordata; Actinopteri; Moronidae.
GCUACUGCGUUGUGUAUUUUCCUCUCGACAAGAAGCUCUGGGAUUAACAAAAUACUCCAGAGAUGCGUGUGUCUCCCUGCUCACCUCUGUAAAACAUUCUCCAUUAACCCUUCCCGUCACUAAAGUGGUGUUACUGCGCCUGUUUCUCUGUUUAUCCCACUGUGUUGCGGAGGAAUGAUAACGUCUGUGGCUUUGAGCGGAGCCGGGAAACGAACUUGCCACCUGAGCUAACUUGCUAGCGCGUUAGCAGGCUCGGCUCGACGACACAACAGGCUCCGCUGUUGGGAACACGGUGUGCUCUCGUUGUCGGUCGACCCAGCGCUUAUCGAGGAUAGUAUCGGUGGUUUUUGUUGGUGUAGAUAACAGUAUCACGGUUGUCUUGGCCGUGGGAUGGGCGGGCACCAGCUCACUUGGUAGCAGGCGAGCUAACAGAAACUUAGCCGGUCCCCAGCGUCCUCGCAGCGUUCAGCCAGAGCACUGCUCUCAUUGCGCCGGCUAAAAAUACACGUCCCAUGCUCAGUGCCCCUCCAAAAGUGGUGGGGUAGUCCAUAUUGGACUUGUCUUCGGCUUCUCUGGUCACCUUGCUCGGGGGUUGGCGCUCUACAUGGUCACUACAGUGAAUUUAAGACGACUUGAAGAGCGAGUCGGACCCCGGGGUUGUGAGCCGAGCUGGCCUGAUCUGACGCUACAUCGUACGGGCCGGUGGGCUUCAGGUCUCCGAGUGGACGAAACCCUGCACUGGCUGAUCCGUGGCCGAAUAUCAUUUUGCUCUAAUGGCCUUGUCCUGUCAUCGGUAGUAGUGUAACGAGUCUUGGGUCCAGUCCAGGGUUGCGAGACCGAAACUUGGUGAAGGUCAGAGAAAGACGCUUUUGUUUCCACUGUCAGAGAUCAUACAGACUUUAUCUGUCCGGAGCAGAACACCAUGUCGGAGGAUAACAACGCAGACAAGUUCAUCAAGGAGACCUCCAUUCUAGACGAGUACAACAUAAACUGGACACAGAAGUUGGGAGCCGGCAUUAGUGGACCUGUCAGAGUUUGUGUGAAGAAGUCAACUCAGGAACGCCUGGCCCUGAAGAUCCUCAUUGAUCGCCCCAAGGCCCGAAAUGAGGUGCGUCUCCAUAUGAUGUGUGCCAACCACCCGAACAUAGUGCAAAUCCUGGAGGUUUACGCCAACAGUGUGCAGUUCCCACACGAGUCCAGCCCAAGAGCAAGGCUCCUGAUUGUUAUGGAGAUGAUGGAGGGUGGCGAGCUGUUCCACAGAAUCAGUCAGCACAGGCACUUUACUGAAAAGAUGGCCAGCCAGGUCACUGAACAGAUCAGUCAAGCCUUGGAACAUUGUCACUCCCUAAAUAUUGCACAUCGUGACCUGAAGCCAGAGAACCUGCUCUUCAAGGAUAACUCUCUGGACGCACCUGUGAAGUUGUGUGACUUUGGCUUUGCCAAAAUUGAUCAAGGAGACUUGAUGACCCCUCAGUUCACUCCCUACUACGUAGCACCUCAGGUACUUGAGGCUCAAAGAAGACACCAGAAGGAAAAGUCUGGAAUUAUACCUACCUCACCCACUCCUUAUACCUAUAACAAGAGCUGUGACUUGUGGUCUCUCGGUGUGAUCAUCUACGUGAUGCUGUGUGGCUACCCUCCGUUCUACUCCAAGCACCACAGUCGAACCAUCCCCAAGGACAUGAGGAAAAAGAUUAUGACAGGCAGCUUUGACUUCCCCGAAGAUGAGUGGAGUCAGAUCUCUGAAAUGGCAAAGGACAUCGUACGCAAGCUGCUCAAGGUGAAGCCGGAGGAGAGGCUGACUAUUGAGGGAGUUUUGGCUCACCCUUGGCUCAACUGCACCGAGGCCCUCGACAACGUGCUGCCCUCCGCCCAGAUGAUGAUGGACAAGGCGGUAGUUGCAGGUAUCCAGCAGGCCCAUGCAGAGCAGCUGGCCAACAUGAGAAUUCAGGAUCUGAACGUCAGUCUGAAGCCCCUAAACUCUGUCAACAACCCAAUCCUCAGGAAGCGGAAACUACUGGGCCCCAAGCCCAGUGAUGGUUUCUUCAUUCACGACCCAGAGAAUGGAGGAGAAGACUCCAACGUAGCGCUGGAAAAAUUACGAGAUGUCAUUGCACAGUGUAUACUACCACAAGCUGGAGAGAACGAGGAUGAGAAGCUGAAUGAGGUGAUGUACGACGCCUGGAGGUUCAACAGAGACUGUAAACUGCUGAGAGACGGCCUGCAGGGGCUCAGCUGGGACGGAAGAGCCUUCUCCGAUAAAGUUGACCGCUUGAAGUUGGCUGAAAUAGUGAAACAGGCCAUCGAAGAGAAGACGAAUCUUGAAGAAUCUCAUUAGCAAACGCUGUCUUUCUAUCUUCUUUUUAUAUUGUUUAUUAUGACCCUUUUUAACCCAUAUCUGUAAAGAGGCUUUUUUAUGUAAAAUGAUGCGCUAAUUUUAUGUUUUUUUCAUGAAUUCACUUGCAAGACCUAUUGUACAGCUGUAGAUAUAUUUCAAAGAGGACUCAUUGGUACUAUAAUUUUUUUUUUAAAUGGACACUUGCAAAGAACAUUGAAAAAAAAAACUAUAUUUUCAUUUUUGGAAAAAAAAGAGAAAAGAGAAAAAUCAGUUAAAGAAAUUAUUUUCUGGGAGGGAAUUUUUAUUAGCUGCUUGUCCAAGACGUGUUUUAUCCCAGUUAUUUCAUUUUAUUCUAUUUUGUUUUCUUUUAACUAUCCUAAGAAUUUUAUUUAUUUAAACAAAGAGUUCCAUUAUUUUAUACCUUACUUGUAGCCUGGCAGUGGGCUCUGAAGUCAAGAGAAAACUGUCUACGAUGUGACUUUGUUCUUCCACACACACUUUGAAUCUCAGACUGCGUUUAAGUUAUCUGAAUCUUUGUUUUUGUGCAACUUUCCCUUGAUCUUUUUGUUGUAUAGAGGUCAAGGCAGAGUGGAAAUGGAGAAAAGAAAGUGUCAUGAAAUAGAAAAAUGCAGCCCCAAAUUCAUUUUGUCACAACCUUGUUUUUGAAGCCGAGAAGAGAUGACACUAAAUAGAUCGAAGCAGACUGAAAUGGCAGUCAGUACGACUGGGUUUCUUUCUGACUCAUUAAGAUCAAUGUGAUUUCACAAAAGAAUCUUAACCUAAGGUCUACUUACUAGCUUUUUUUUGGAGCUUUUAACUGUCUCUCAGCCUUCUGUAGAAGAUGAGUUUUUUCAGAUCGUGAGAUGCAGUUGAGAGCUCUGGUUGAGUUAAGACUUUGUCAAACUGUUUCAGAGGUCCAGCAUGAACUUUUACGCUUAUCUAGAGUUUAAGUCACACGCACGAAGUGAUGAAACUGUUCGUCAACUUCUGAAAUUUGUGCCUGGCAAGUAAAAUGAAGUGAAUUAUUUCAAAUAUUUUCAAAAGGCUUUUUAUACCUCUGUAUGUCUUUUAUACGGCCAUUUCUGAUCUGAUUCUGAAAGUUCGGGUAAAGUUGUUGAUCCGUGUAACUGACGCAAUCUGAGCUGCUGCAACGUAAAAACGAUAUCUACUGGAAUUCAGACCAGGGUCAGUUCAUAUUUAAGUCCUUUUAAAGCAAGAACGCUUUCUACUUGAGCCUACAGAAACACAAAAAAAUACACCUGGCAUUUUUGGUGCAAUGUAAUCAAUGUAUUUAUGCCAGAAAAGAUCAGUAGAAAGGUUUUCAGCAUCCAUAAACAGAUGUGUUAAGGAUUCCAGUCACAUAAAAACAUGCUCUGCUACUGAAUGUGCAAUAGGGCAAUAACUUAAUCAUGUAUUCAUAGUGCAUGCAUGUACAUGGUAGUGAGAUAGUGUGUAUCAAUCUGUCAGUAUUACUGUCUGACCUUCCCAACUUCAUUUCAGUGGUCUGAAUGCCAGCAAAUGCUCCCUCCCUUCACUCACCCUCAUCCUUAAGUUGUAAUUAAUAUCAUAUCAUUGAUUAGCCAGAGUGAAAUUUCCAUUGCACUGUUUUACUCGAGUGCUCCAUCAUAUCUGAUAUUAUUUCUUCAGAGAGGGGUUGAAAGAAGGGAUUUGUGUUCAGGUGUUUGAAUGACAGGUGAUGUUCAGUCAACAGAACAGGGCUUAGAUGGCCGAGAAUCCAAGUUCUCUUGUUCAGUGCCUGAUUAUUUCUUUAAUAAUGUUUUUUUUGUUGUUGUUGUUUAUUUUAAAUAAUCCUCAGAAGUUUAUGAAAUUCCACUUUGGCGAGGUUUUAGCUUUAUAUACAACAUAUUUUUAUGUUAAGAUUACUGCAUUAACCACGUUAUUGACCUUUUUUAUGAAAAGAUACUGUAUGUCUAUUCUGAAUAAUUAGUAAACAUUGGUGCAAUAUAUUGUUUCUGUCCAGUGAAAAACUUGUAUCUCCAAUUUUUGGUGAUUUGAACAUUUUGAGAUAAACUGAAGGAUCAAAUGUUACUUUAUGGGAUUGAGAAAUUCUACUUUUUAAGCUGAAUAAACCAUUUUAAAAACCAAGUACAUUAUCUUUUUGCAAAGUUACAGCUAAAAAUAGAGCUGAUUAUCUUACAUUCUGACAUUUUGGAGACACAGGACAGUGGCAAUAUGUAAGCUGAUCUUUUUCACCAUUUUGUAACUCAUAUGAAGAAAACGUGCAAGGCUGUCUGUAUAUGUAUGUCUGUAUUUCUUAUUUAAGUUGAGCAAAGGCAAUCAUUACUAACAUGAUUCUGAGAGAUCAUUUUGUCUGUCACAGUCUCCCUUAAAAGCUUGAUGAUAACCAUGGCUUGUGUUUUAAAAAGGCCUUAUUAAUAUAUGGCUAAGUUUUACACACAAAUGUGCCUUGUUGAUGGGGCGGCAUCUUCAUCCUUUACUGCUUUUAUCAAUGAAAAUGAAUUACAGGAUGAAGGGUAAACCAUAGACUGUAUAACUGGGGGGACUCAGAAUCAUUGUAAGUUGUGAUUGUCCUUUGGACUGUGAUAUGCUUGUUUUGGUGUGAGUUUUCAUUCCCCAAUUCGGUGUAUUGGGUUGGUAAGAUUUUGUUGAGAUUCAUUUAGCAUCAUAUUUGGGGCGAAAAUCUGUUCUCCAAAGGAAGUGAUUCAUUUAUUGUCUUGUGUCUUAAGAUGACCCUUUAUUUCACCACUGGCACAUUAAAGAAAUAGUUCACCAUUUUGGCUUUAGAUAAUAAGCUUAACACCACUCCUGUCUGUCUAUUAAAUAUGAAGCUAGCUAGCGGUUAGCCACAGUCAGCAGCCGCUUAGCUUAGCUUAGCAUAAAGACUGGAAACGGGGGGAAACAGCUAGCCUGGGUCUGUCAAGCGGGAACAAAAUCCGUCUACAAGCGCUUCUAUAGCUCGUUAACAUAUUAUAUUGUAAUUUUUUUAAUUACUGCUCAGAAAUGUUUAAAAAGUGAAUACACUGCUCAGUUUUACAGCGUGUAUGAGCGGGGCGACUAUUUUCUAACCUUGUAACUUCCUGGAUUGUUUGCUGGUUGCCUGGCAACGGGUCCCAGCCACAAAAUAGUCCACACAGUCCUCCUAAAAUCGGCUAAUUGUGGUUUUUAAACUUCAGCUUUUGUACAUAUUAAACAAAAGAGAUAAAAACUGGCCGAUUAGUGAGCUUUUAGAUGUAUUACUACUUUUAUAUUUAACAUACAGUAGGGGUGAGUGGUAUCAAUAUUGUCUACUCCGCCAAAUGUUGACCUUUUGUUUUAAUGUCCUGCGAUCAAGUUUGUAUUUUUUUGUUUUGUCGGAUCAUAGAUUUUGUAGCACAACACACCAAACGUACAGUAUUGCAGAAUCAGCAGAGCUUCUAACUAAAAGUGGAGCCUAAUGGCAUUGUUUUGUUUUGACCAUGUCUGUGUGGAUGUGUGACAGUGUGUUAUUAAUUUAUGUGUGUGUGUGUGUGUGUGGUUCAGUAUGCUGAACCGUCUUUGUAUUUCUGGAGGCCUAUCAAUAAAUCAGUGCUGCUUCCUUUAAA